Penaeus vannamei (Pacific white shrimp) is the source of this 2616-nucleotide messenger RNA. NCBI's taxonomy places the organism in Eukaryota, Metazoa, Arthropoda, Malacostraca, Decapoda, Penaeidae. The record is from RefSeq and is a predicted model, not a curated record.
GAUGACCCACCUGCAUCCCACAGGAGCGAGCGAGCACUGCGUCCCCUUCCCGCCGCAGCGCGAAGGGGAGCGGCCCCGGAGAGACGACUUCCUGAGCGUGGCCACGGACGUCCCGAGCCUCUUCUCGAUCGGCUGCCCAGGAACGCCGUGUGGACUCUGCAUCGGACUAAACUGCGGCAACCCAGAUCUUUCCGAACAAGACUGCCGUCCACACCUCCUGUACAGUCUGUCUCUUCCUCUCGAUUCACCGAACGUUACCAUCUCUUGGCGUCCGGAAGGGGCUGAGAUCCUGGCUUUGGAUUCGAAGAGCAAAAGAAGGAUCGUCCUCGUGCCCAAGAAUGAGAGGUAUCGGACGCAUAGGAUCAACGUCAAGGUGGAGGGCCAAGAUGUGCGCGUGGCUAUCCCAAGCCUUAAGAAAAGCGUCAUCAUGCAAGACACUGCAAAGGCGAAUGCAAUGCUGCUGCUGGAGACCGCCCAACGGCCCAGCAGCUGGAUUCUGCGCUGCGAUGAUGCAACAGCAGUAAUGGCUGAAAAUAAUCCAGGAUGGUCUACUAAUGUUAGCUCGGGUAAUCUACCAGAAGACUUUGGUUUGUCGAAAAAUACUGCAACUGCAACAGGAAAGAAGAUGAUUUCUGUCUUGAAAAAUGUUAGCCUUCAACCCUACGACAUCUUGAAAGCUGUUGAUGCCAUCGAGACGCUGGGAAAUGAAUUUCAAAAGGAAUUGGAAAAGAAAUCUCAAUAUGAAUUGGCUCGUGGCACGACUGGCGACGCACUGAAACUGGCUAAGGAGUACAUGGAUGACAUUAUCGAGGUGACAGGAAAGGUGCUAGAGAAGCCGCGUCCCUGGCGGAAGCUGACGAGGGCUGACACUGGGCGAGCGUCAGGAAAAGUGCAGGACGCAGUUGCCUCAGCAGCUGUCCAGGUCGUGGGAUUACUCAGCAACAGGACAGAGGACUUCAAGAAGGAAAAUUUGCACGUACGCAUAUCCAGCCGCCCCGCGAACGACUACGACAUCGCGACCCGCAGCUACGACCACCUCUACUACCCCAACACGUCCAUCGUACUCCCUGAGCGGUUCUAUCGCGGGUACGUCGAGGAGGAUCGCAACGUGCGGGUCGUCUUCAUGUCCUACACGACCCUGCACAGCGUCACCAACACCAUACCGCUCGACCCUAAACAGGCUUCCCCCGAAGUCUUUCCAGCCAAAGGUCAGGUCAACAGCGGAAUCAUCAAUGCCAUUGUUGGGCGGAAGGGACACUGGCGCGCAGCCGGCGACGAAGCAACAGAGGUGAAAUUCGGCCACGUUUACAAUGGCGACGGCUUCCUUCUCGACAACGCCAGCUGUGUGUGGUGGGAUGAGGCCGCCCACGCCUGGAACACGAGUGGGUGCGCCCUUCACUAUACUGACGCCCACGUGACCAUCUGCCGCUGCACCCACCUGACGUCCCUCGCUCUCCUCAUGGACGUGCGAGGAUUCCUGGCGGAGGAAGGCGUCAGGGAGAGCCCCGCCUACCUCGCCGUCAAGUGGCUCACCCUCGUCGGCUGCAGCGCCUCCGCCUUCUGCCUCGUCCUCUGCAUCGUCUGCAUCCUCGCCCUCAAACAGCUGCGGGAAACCACCUGCUGGAAGACCCGGUGCCAGCUGUGCGCGAGUCUCCUGUUGGUGCAGCUGCUCGUGCUGACGGGCCUCGAGGCCACGGAGCAACGGUGGCUGUGUCUGCUCGUCGCGGCGGCCCUUCACUUCGCCCUGCUGUCGGCGUUCACGUGGGGCGCCGUCGAGUCCUUCAACAUGUACCUGAAGUUCGGCAGGGUAUGGCGCACGCAGAGGUCGUUGUUCAAGUUCUAUGUGGGAGUUGGUUACGGGUUUCCUGCCGUGGUGGUUUCGACGACCCUGGCUAUCACGAAGACCGAGGGUUAUUAUACUGAGACUGCAUGCUGGCUGGCUCCCGGGCCAAUGCUGUGGGCAUUUGUCGGCAUCUUGGCACUGAUCCUCGCUAUCAACCUCCUCGCCUUCGUGAUGGUGAUGCGCCUGGUCAUAACGGAAGUGAUGAAGAGCAAGAGUCAUCACCCAGCUGGCAGUGACACCAGGGGGCUGACGGACCGAAUCUGGGGCUCGCUCACCAUCUUUCUCGUCCUCGGUCUCACGUGGCUGACGGGCCUUCUCUACGUGGCUUCUGGAUCGAGCGCCCUGGCCGUCGUCUUCACUCUGACCAACUGCUUCCAGGGCGUCUGGCUCUUCGUCUUCGGCAUCGUCAUGAACAGGAGGAUCCGAGAAGACGCUCUGCGCCUCGUGGUCAGUUGGCGACAAGGCAGCGACGGCUUGGGACCCUCGAUCAGAUUCACAACCUCAAACACGAUGGAUUCUCAGAUAGACAGCGAGAAAUGAACGGUCUUGACUCACUUACUCAUGCCUUCAAGUGGCGGAUUCAAGGAGCACCAAAGAGGGAGGGAGAGGCUUACCUUGCCGGGGAGAAAGAGGGAGUUGCAGAUCUUUUUAUAAUAAUGUUUUGGCUCCUGAAAAAAGAAAGGAAAAAAAGUGCAUUUUUUUUUGUAAUGCUAUGAUUUGGAUAUUAUGGUUUGUCUUAUCGUUCCAGGAUCAUUUCUAGCCUUAUCUGAUUU